Messenger RNA from Gastrolobium bilobum, 2039 nucleotides. RefSeq names its product probable zinc metalloprotease EGY1, chloroplastic. Lineage: Eukaryota; Viridiplantae; Streptophyta; Magnoliopsida; Fabales; Fabaceae. Gene Ontology annotation, biological process: proteolysis. The transcript is spliced from 10 exons. The record is from RefSeq and is a predicted model, not a curated record. Bases 187 to 1848 code for a protein of 553 amino acids.
AGCAACCACAUCCAAACCAAAAACCUGCGACGGGAGCCUAGACUGUAUAGUGUUCCAUUUCAAGCUUACGUUCAUGUGUGUCGUGGUGGUGUUCAUGCCUUUCUUGUUCCACUGAAACGCAACGCUUCGCUUCCUUUAAACGACACUCGUUUUGUUCUGUUCUGUUCUGUUCUGUUCUCUGGUGGAAUGGGGACUCUGACGAGUUGCAGUUUCAUGCCUCUGAACUCGGAGUUCCGGUCCAACCCGGUUCGACGCGCCUUCAGGGAGAGGAUUCAGUGCCACGAGCUCAAUCGAUUGAGGGGAAGGUCUUGUUUCUUCACACACACGCAUUUAUCGAAAUGGGGGAAGUGCAAGCAUAUCAAUUUUGAUAGGUUUAGGUGUUUUGCUAGUAACAACAAUAACAAGGACGUUGUUGAUGGUGAAGGUGAAAGUGUUAAUAAUGAUUCUAAAUCCAACAUAACCACAGCGAUUCCUGAGGAAGAGAGAGGGUUCAAUUCGGAAAAAUCAACGCCUCCCUCCACUUCUCAUAGGUCAUCUUUGUCCUCACUUGGAUCUGCAUACAACAAUUUUGAAGUUGAUUCUUUCAAACUUAUGGAGCUCCUUGGACCUGAGAAGGUUGAUCCUACCGAUGUAAAGCUAAUUAAGGAUAAGCUUUUUGGUUAUUCGACCUUCUGGGUGACCAAAGAGGAGCCUUUUGGAGACCUGGGAGAAGGCAUUCUUUUCAUUGGAAAUUUGAGGGGAAAGAGAGAGGAUGUUUUUUCCAAACUCCAAAAUCAGCUAGUUGAGGUCACAGGUGAUAAGUACAACCUUUUUAUGGUGGAAGAACCCAAUUCAGACAGUCCUGAUCCACGUGGUGGGCCACGUGUUAGCUUUGGUUUGCUGCGGAAGGAGGUUUCUGAGCCAGGGCCAACAACACUUUGGCAAUAUGUCAUUGCGUUGUUAUUGUUUCUCCUAACUAUUGGUUCCUCAGUGGAGCUAGGAAUUGCAUCUCAGAUCAACAGACUUCCCCCAGAAGUUGUGAAAUACUUCACGGAUCCUGAUGCUGUUGAAGCCCCAGAUAUGGAGCUGCUAUUUCCAUUUGUCGAGUCGGCUUUGCCUUUAGCAUAUGGUGUCUUGGGGGUUCUUCUGUUUCAUGAGGUUGGGCACUUUCUAGCAGCAUUUCCUAAGCAAGUAAAAUUAAGCAUUCCUUUCUUCAUUCCUAACAUCACACUUGGCAGCUUUGGUGCUAUUACUCAGUUUAAAUCCAUCCUUCCUGAUAGAAGUACAAAAGUGGACAUAUCACUUGCGGGACCCUUUGCUGGUGCUGUCUUAUCAUUUUCGAUGUUUGCUGUUGGUCUUCUUCUCUCAUCUAAUCCUGAUGCGACUGGAGAUUUGGUUCAAGUUCCUAGCUUGUUAUUUCAAGGUUCCUUGCUUCUUGGAUUAAUCAGUAGAGCAACUCUUGGUUUUGCAGCAAUGCAUGCUGCAACAGUUGCCAUUCACCCUCUCGUGAUUGCAGGCUGGUGUGGCUUAACCAUACAAGCUUUUAACAUGCUUCCAGUGGGGUGCCUUGAUGGUGGAAGAGCAGUGCAGGGUGCUUUUGGAAAAAGUGCACUAAUUGGCUCUGGUUUGACUACUUAUACAUUGCUUGGUUUAGGAGUGCUUGGUGGACCACUUUCACUUCCUUGGGGACUUUAUGUUCUGUUAUGUCAGAGGACACCGGAGAAACCAUGCUUAAAUGAUGUGACAGAGGUUGGAACAUGGAGAAAGACAUUUGUGGCUGUUGCUACUUUUCUUGUUGUCUUGACUCUACUACCUGUGUGGGAUGAGCUAGCAGAGGAGCUGGGUAUAGGUCUUGUAAAUGCAUUUUGAUGGUUAUGUGUAGACUAAAGCCAUAUUUGAAAUUGAGCAGUGAAAUAUAUAGGUUAAUUCAUUACCAAAGCAAAGCCAAAUUCAAUUCUAUACGAGGUUUACCCCUCGUUUACUUGGCAAAAAAUGUUAAAAAUCGAAUUUUACCAGUUGCUUCCUCAAAAAAAAAACGGUCUAUUCCUGUUAGGAAAAUU